Messenger RNA from Colossoma macropomum (tambaqui), 2947 nucleotides. RefSeq names its product cytochrome P450 1A1. Gene Ontology annotation, biological process: hormone biosynthetic process; progesterone metabolic process. Lineage: Eukaryota; Metazoa; Chordata; Actinopteri; Characiformes; Serrasalmidae. The record is from RefSeq and is a predicted model, not a curated record. The transcript is spliced from 7 exons. The coding region runs from base 159 to 1709 and encodes 516 amino acids. Gene Ontology annotation, molecular function: steroid 17-alpha-monooxygenase activity; iron ion binding; heme binding.
AGGCAGGAGGCUGCUGAAGCUGACCCUCAGGGGUCAGCCGUGGUGGUCAUGGAGAGCCCCUCCUCGUUGGUGGUCGCUAUUAGUGCUGGAGCUCCAGCAGUUCUGAGCGCUUCAGCAGCGGGAGGCUGACUGCAAGGGUUCAGUGGAGGACAGCUCAGAUGGUGCCUUCAAACCUGUUUCCAGAAAUGGGCUUGGCGAUGUCUGGUGUCACUGUUUUCCUCUGCUUCUUCACACUAUUCCUGCUGGUUCUCCGAGUCCAUAAGCAGAAAACCCUGCAACCGAAUUUGCCUCCAGGUCCCAGGCCAUGGCCAGUGGUGGGCAACCUCUUCCAGAUGGGGGAGCAGCUGCACCUUUCCCUCACCAGCCUGAGGGCCCGCUAUGGGGACGUUUUCCAGAUGAAGAUGGGCUCCCUGGCAGUUGUGGUGCUGAGUGGCCACUCCACCAUCCGGCAGGCCCUGGUGCGGCAGGGUGAGGCCUUUGCAGGCCGGCCGGACCUCUUCACUUUUUCUGCGGUGGCCGAUGGCACCAGUAUGACCUUCAGCGAGAAGUACGGCGAAGCCUGGGUGCUUCACAAGAAAAUCUGCAAGAAUGCCCUGAGGACGUUCUCGCAAGCCAAGGCCCAGAACUCCGGCGCCUCCUGCCUGCUGGAGGAGCGCAUCUCUGCUGAGGCACUGGAGAUGGUGGAGGCCCUGCGGGAGCAGGGGGAGAAGGCGGGAGAGGCAGGACUAGACCCAGCCGCACUGCUGGUCACUUCUGUGGCUAAUGUGGCCUGCGCGCUCUGCUUCGGAAAACGUUACGGCCAUGAUGACGAGAAGUUUCUCACCGUAGUGGACAUUAAUAAGGAGGUUCUGCGACUCUUUGCAGCAGGGAACCUGGCCGACUUCUUCCCCAUCUUCCGCUACCUGCCCAGCCCGUCUCUGCGCAAGCUGGUGCGGUACAUCCGCAGGAUGAACGGCUUCAUGGAGGACAACAUCAAGGAGCACCUCCUCACUUUUGAUAAGAACUGUAUCCGUGACAUCACCGAUGCCCUCAUAGCGAUGUGUGAGGAUCGUCAGGAGGACGAAGAGAGAGCUGUUCUCACCGACUCACAGAUCAUUCACACCGUCAUCGACAUCUUUGGUGCAGGGUUCGACACAAUCAUUGCCGGCCUGCAGUGGAGCCUGCUGUAUCUCAUCAAGUUCCCGCACAUCCAGGCCAGAAUCUACCAGGAGAUCGAUGAUCAGGUUGGGUUGAAUAGCCUUCCACGAUUCGAGGACAAGCCAAAAAUGCCAUACAUAGAAGCCUUCUUAUAUGAAGUUUUUCGCCAUGCAUCCUAUGUGCCUUUCACCAUCCCUCAUUGCACAACUGAAAAUAUCACACUGAAUGGAUACUUCAUCCCGAAAGAUACGUGUGUGUUCAUCAACCAGUAUCAAGUGAAUCAUGACACGGAGAUCUGGGGUGACCCGGAAUCAUUCCGUCCGGAGCGCUUUCUCAACCAGUUCACUUAUCUUAAUAAAGACCUGGCCGAAAAGGUGAUGAUCUUUGGGAUGGGGAAGCGCCGUUGCCUUGGAGACAGCUUUGCUCGUCUGGAGAUGUUUGUGUUCUUAACGACCAUACUCCAGCGUCUGCGCAUCGAAAACGUUCCAGGUCAGGAGCUCGACCUCAGCUCUUGUUUCGGUCUGACCAUGAAGCCCAGACCUUACCAGAUCAAGAUUUCCUCUCGGAUGUAGAUCCUCAGCGUUUCUCCCUUAUUAUCUGGUUACAGCACUGACUCAUACCAACACCACGUCCAACAACCAAACAACACCAGUUGACCAGACAGGCUCAACACACCUUUACCAUAAAAAGCUAAUGCUGUUUACAACUGGACUUUGUGUCAGGUUCAUCAUAACCAAUCACACAGCUCAACACAGCUUUUAACGUCUUCUACCUCUGAGAAACAAGAAUCAAGAGAUUAUUGGUUUUUAUGACUUUAAUACGUUCUUAUAACCAACUAAGGCUUGCAUGACUUUUUUGGAAUAGAUGUAUUCAUAAUCCAUGCUGAAACAUAUUCAUGUAUAAGCUUAAGUGAUCGUAAGACUCUGUUAAUAUUCUUAAUAUUAAGAGAUUUGUUUGAAAACAGAGCUUUCAGUGUGAAUUAUCUGUUGUGAUGAGUUUGCGGUCUCUUCUGAAAAUCUAAGAACACACACACACACACAUUGUCUAAGCCACUUAUCCUUAAGGGUUGCAGGGGAGAGCUGGAGCCUAUCUCAGCGGUCAAUGGGCAGAAGGCGAAAAUCUAAGAACGGUGAACAUUAAGUACAGGUUUGACCACUGCAAGUUUUCUUAUGAAUUAAUUGCUAUUAAUUAAAUUAACUCACCACUGCUAAUUAGAACUAUGGCAAGGGAUGCUUGAUGAUGCUAAGAUGUUAAGACAGUUGCUUAAGGAAAUAAUUAUAUAUUUAGAUUUGUGUGAUUUGAUGAUGUACAGUGGAUGCAAAAGUUAGUGACCACUCUUCAUUUAUGUGUUUAAUUUCCAGCGUCCAUUACGUACAAGUUUUUUGUUUUUAGGGAGAUAUCAGUGAAGAGAUAAGGAAGCGAAGAGUCAAAGGAAAUUAGACAAAAACAGCAACAAGAGUUUCCAAAACUGCAAGACCUGGUAGACCACCAAAAAGGACACUUAAAGCUUCCAUCUUUGAGAGAGAGGAGAAAAUCAAGCUGCUUCAUAUCUGAAAAAAUCCUCAGGUGUGUCUGUCCAUCCUUCCACUGAAGACAAUGCUAUGAGACUAAAAGGAUGUGUAGCUCUAAAGAAUAACAUACUUGAAUUAUUAACCAACCUUCUGGUUAUAGUUGGUUAUCAACAACAUUAUAGACAGGGUUAGGUUUAGGGUUAAGUUUAGAUUUAAUUUGAGUCUUUCACACCCAAACUUCAGUUGCAUUUAAUAGAUUUUUAGGUCAGUGUUACUUAAAGACUCCAGACCUCAACAUC